GUCUGGACUCACAGGGGAGGAGAGGAUCAACUUUUACCCCAGCUCAGUCAUACCGCGGUCUGGACUCACAGGGGAGGAGAGGAUCAACUUUUACCCCAGCUCAGUCAUACCGCGGUCUGGACUCACAGGGGAGGAGAGGAUCAACUUUUACCCCAGCUCAGUCAUACCGCGGUCUGGACUCACAGGGGAGGAGAGGAUCAACUUUUACCCCAGCUCAUAAUCAUUCCGCGGUCUGGACUCACAGGGGAGGAGAGGAUCAACUUUUACCCCAGCUCAGUCAUACCGCGGUCUGGACUCACAGGGGAGGAGAGGAUCAACUUUUACCCCAGCUCAGUCAUACCGCGGUCUGGACUCACAGGGGAGGAGAGGAUCAACUUUUACCCCAGCUCAUAAUCAUUCCGCGGUCUGGACUCACAGGGGAGGAGAGGAUCAACUUUUACCCCAGCUCAGUCAUACCGCGGUCUGGACUCACAGGGGAGGAGAGGAUCAACUUUUACCCCAGCUCAGUCAUUCCGCGGUCUGGACUCACAGGCGAGGAGAGGAGAAACGUUUAGCCCAGCUCAGUCAUACCGCGGUCUGGACUCACAGGGGAGGAGAGGAGAAACGUUUAGCCCAGCUCAGUCAUACCGCGGUCUGGACUCACAGGCUAGGAGAAACUUGCUAUAGCCUUCUACUCUUUGUUUAAAAAUCCGGGGAAUAUCCAGGAAUAAGCCAAAUGUUGUCGUGUUGUAUAUGUUUCGGGGUUUUAUUUGACGAGGUGAGGGGCCUCUUAUCGAGUGGAAUCGAACAGAGGACCAAACAUCUGGCUUAAAGUGGAGUGAUUUGGAGCUGUAAAUUCAUACAAAACGAGCCCUGUCUUGAGUUGAAACCAGAGCUGUUAUGGGUUUGGAGUUAUUCUUGAUAUUUUUCUGUGCGUCGAGUAUAAAUUAGCUCAGUAGGUUUGUUAUGCGCUAAUCGGUGUUUUUGACGUCUGUAUUGAGUCAGCGUCUCAGCGUCAUGACUUCUGGUUAUGCGCAUGUAAUGGACAGACAAGACUCACUGACGAGCCGCCUGGAGAGCCCGAUAUCAGCCAAACUGGAAACACUGCAGGCCAAGAAAAACUUCUCUGUCAGCCACCUGUUGGAUCUGGAGGAGGUGCGGGAGAUGGUAGGGGUUCAGGCCAAUGAGAGCGCCGGGGAUGCGGGAAGGAGCGUGGUGGAGUCCCCGGGGCUGACCAGCGGCAGCGAUACGACGCAGCAGGAGAGACAGUGACCCAACAGACCUCCAGGCUGUGUAAGGACUAUUUGACCAAGAAGGAGUGAUGCAUCAGAUGACCUGGCCUCCACAAUCACCCAACCUCAACCCAAUUGAGAUGGUUUGGGAUGAGUUGGACCGCAGAGUGAAGGAAAAGCAGCCAACAGGUGCUCAGCAUAUGUGGGAACUCCUUCAAGACUGUUGGAAAAGCAUUCCUCAUGAAGCUGGUUGAGAGAAUGCAA
Oncorhynchus keta (chum salmon) is the source of this 1475-nucleotide messenger RNA. Its product is annotated as paired mesoderm homeobox protein 1-like. The transcript has 2 exons. The record is from RefSeq and is a predicted model, not a curated record. NCBI's taxonomy places the organism in Eukaryota, Metazoa, Chordata, Actinopteri, Salmoniformes, Salmonidae. Bases 997 to 1251 code for a protein of 84 amino acids.